Molecule: messenger RNA, 4195 nt
Organism: Syngnathus acus (greater pipefish)
Lineage: Eukaryota; Metazoa; Chordata; Actinopteri; Syngnathiformes; Syngnathidae
Gene: wdr26a
Product: WD repeat domain 26a
Exons: 15
Coding region: 378-2201 (607 amino acids)
Biological process (GO): proteasome-mediated ubiquitin-dependent protein catabolic process
Cellular component (GO): GID complex
Molecular function (GO): protein binding
Source: RefSeq, a predicted model, not a curated record
CGCUGACGUCACUGCGUAAGUCCAUAACAGGGCUGCAGCUGUCUGGGAGCAACAAUAACAAGCUUUAAUAACCAUUAACUUCAACGCGACCGAAGCGCGAUAUGACAGCGCCAAAUACUGCGUAAUCCCGCAAAAUGUGGCGGUAGGAAUCAGUGUCGCCUUCGUCCUCCGAGUGAAUUGUUCGUGGGGGGGUUUUGUUUUUGUUUUUUCUUGUCGCAGCAACCGCCGCGAAUCAAGCAGCAGACUCGGCCGCAGGGGAGCAAGACAGUUUGGGGCUGCAUCUGGGUCAGUGGGCCUUUGCCGGUGGUAUCGUUCCCCUCGCGUUGUCCCACCGCGUCUGUCAUUCCUUUUUGGCUCGGCAAACAAACUGUGCUAACAUGCAGGCUAACGGGGCAGCUCCGGACAGAGAGCCAGAAGUGUCCUGCCGAAACGGAACCCAGAACGGCGAGUCGUCCGCCACUGGGGCAGCUCACUCAAAUGGACUUGUGUCAGCCACUAACAAUGGCAACCCAGUGACUAACAACAACAACAACGGAGUGUCAGCCCUGCCCGCGUCUAACAACAUCAACAACAGCUCGGGCGACAUCAGCUGUGGCGUCAAGAAGAAGAAGCGCUUGUCUCAAUCUGAGGAAGACGUCAUCAGGCUCAUCGGACAACAUUUACACGAUUUGGGUCUCAAUCAGACGGUGGACCUCCUCAUGCAAGAAUCUGGCUGCAGGCUGGAGCAUCCCUCUGCCACAAAGUUUCGUAAUCAUGUCAUGGAAGGAGAAUGGGACAAGGCGGAGAGUGACCUAAAUGAGCUGAAGGCACUGAUGCAUUCUCCUACUGCUAUAGUGCGCAUGAAGUUCCUACUGCUUCAGCAAAAGUAUUUGGAGUAUCUCGAGGAUGGUAAAGUCUUGGAGGCUCUCCAAGUUCUCAGAGCUGAACUCACUCCCCUCAAGUACAACACUGAGCGAAUCCACAUUUUGAGCGGGUACCUGAUGUGCAGUCAUGCAGAGGACCUGCGAGCCAAAGCGGACUGGGAAGGCAAAGGCACUGUAUCCCGAACAAAGCUGCUGGACAAACUCCAGACCUACCUGCCUCCAUCAGUGAUGCUGCCUCCUCGCAGACUGCAGACACUGCUAAAACAGGCAGUGGAACUACAGCGGGAGCGCUGCCUUUACCACAACACUAAGCUGGACAACGGACUGGACUCGGUGUCCUUGCUACUGGACCACGGCUGCAGCCGGAAACAGUUCCCUUGCUACACUCAGCAAAUACUUACUGAACACUGCAAUGAAGUCUGGUUCUGCAAGUUCUCCAAUGACGGCACAAAACUGGCAACUGGUUCUAAAGACACCACCGUCAUUAUAUGGCAUGUUGACACGGAAACACGACAGGUGAAGUUAAUGAAGACCCUUGAGGGUCAUGCGUAUGGAGUUUCAUAUUUGGCAUGGAGCCCUGAUGACUCCUAUCUGAUAGCAUGUGGUCCUGAUGAUUGCUCUGAAUUGUGGCUGUGGAAUGUACAGACGGGGGAGUUACGAACAAAGAUGAGUCAAUCUCAUGAAGAUAGUCUCACCAGCGUGGCGUGGAAUCCAGAUGGCAAACGCUUCAUCACUGGUGGGCAGAGAGGCCAAUUCUACCAAUGUGAUUUAGAUGGAAACCUACUGGACUCGUGGGAAGGCAUUCGUGUGCAGUGCCUGUGGUGUUUGGGAGACGGACGGAGCGUCCUUGCUUCUGACACCCACCAACGCAUUCGUGGCUACAACUUUGAGGACCUGACGGACAGAAACAUAGUCCAGGAGGACCAUCCCAUCAUGUCCUUCACUGUCUCCAAGAAUGGAAGAUUAGCUCUGCUCAACGUUGCUACCCAGGGAGUGCACUUGUGGGACCUGCAGGAUCGGGUGCUGGUGAGGAAGUACCAAGGGGUGACACAGGGCUUCUACACCAUCCACUCCUGCUUUGGAGGCCACAAUGAAGACUUCAUUGCGAGCGGCAGUGAAGACCACAAAGUUUACAUCUGGCACAGGCGCAGCGAGUUGCCCAUCGCGGAGCUGACAGGACACACGCGCACGGUCAACUGUGUGAGCUGGAACCCCGUCCUGCCCGGUCUACUGGCAAGCGCCUCCGAUGACGGAACCAUCCGAAUCUGGGGACCCGCCCCUUACUUGGAUGUCCAGGACACAGAGGGACUCAAUGAUUGUUGCAGCAUGGACAGCUGAUGAUCUGUGACCGUUGCUACCGUUGUCGCUGUGAACGCGACGAGCACUAAAUGACUCUGGUGACACUUGACUGGAUGGAGCAAGGAGAAUUUUGCUGACCGGACAUCCUGGAGGCCAGAGGAGCGGUUGCUGGGUUUCUCCUUGAGACCACACCUAGAAGUCCGUUGUCUGACGCAUCUUCUCUUGACUGGAUCCACCCACCUCCUCUUAUUUAUUAUCAGAGACCUAAUUUAUUGUUGAAGUGACACAAAAUCACUCCUUGUAGAGAGAGAGUGUGUGUGUGUGUGUGUGUGUGUGUGUGUUUGCUUUCUUCUUCACCUCACGUCUUGAGAUUUUACCUGCAGGAACACAGUGGAUGUAACACCCACGCAAAGGGAGUUUUAAAUGACUUAUCUAGCCUACACUAUAUUGUCAUUUUAAAGUACACAAGAGGUUUUCCGGCUUUGUUUUCCUUCCCCUUGUCGCUUUCGUGCUGAGACAAACGAGUAUUUAAUAAGCAUGUCGCACAAGGUUGCACAAUGAUGUGUUUGAUGGUCCACGACACGCUCAACAGUAUGGCCUCCAUCUAGCAAGACAUUGAGUUGCUGAUUUGUGGCAGUACGUUGGGAUUGCCAGUGUGGAUUCCUUCAUGCCUUUGUUGUGGAUGUGCUUCAUCUAUUCUGGCUUCACUAGUUGCUCUUAUACACCAAUCCAUGUUUGAGUGUAGACUAUUGCCAUCUCUUCUCGCAGACUGCAGUCCACUUGUUUUAGUAUAUUUUAGUUUUCUUGUAACUUUCAGAUGUUUUAUUCACUUUUUUUUCCUCAUUACAAAUUGAGUUAAACAUUUAAAGUCCCUGUUUUUUUUACCUUCUGUUUACCCUAAGCUAAAUAUGACUUUGGAUGUCAAAACAUAAUUGUGUCUGUUAAAAGUUUGAUUUUACCAUCUUCUCUCUGACAAUUCUUCUGGUUUUAGUAAGUUUGGAAUUCAUCCAAGACAAUAUUCACAAAUCUUACACAGUGAUUUUAGAUGAAGCCGCAAUAAUCUCCUUAAAACAGCUGCUCAUUGGCGUUGUUAAACUUCUUUCAUGCGGCUGUUGUAGCUAUUUUCAAUGCCAGUGCUUGUAGUGAGUAUUUCUGGCCGUGAGAUGGAUUUAUAAUAUGUGUGUCAUCAGGAAUGUCACCUAUUGCACCAGUCACCUAAAGGGUGUUGGGAUUCAGGUCUGCACGUGAUGUGUUGAUAGUGAACGCAUAUUCGAUAUCAUGCAAUUAGCCAUUUUGUACACAUCUCUACUGAGAUAACAAUAUGUUUAACAAUUACCUAGUCACUUCCCACACAGUGUAAAAAAAAAAAAAGAAAUCCUGAUAAACUUGUACAAAGUGUUUCUUUUUAUAGACUUGAGUGAACAAUCUGAUUUCUGAUGUUCUAUGUGCUGUAUAUUUGUGUUAUGGCAUGUUUGAUGAGGUUGUGUUUAAAGACAGGAUACAAAAUAUGUCACAUGGUUCCUGCAUUUUUAUUUGUUUAGUUUUUUUCAUGAUAAAAACGUUUCAGUGCACCUUUUCCAUGAGAUACAAGACUGUCUUUUAAUAUUUUCAUCUGAUUGCACUGAAAACAAAAUCCAGACCAUAAAUCUGCAAAUUGGUGUAUAUGGAAGUGCAGAAAAAAGUGCAAAUUUGCAUUUCGGCCAAAAUAGAAGUGACAUAUUUAAACUGCUUUUACAAUUUGCUUGGUAAAAAGAAAAAUUGUCCAGCCCUUGAACCGUGUUUCUAUCUCAACAUCAUCUUCAAUCAACACAAACACACACUUCAGUCACUCACAGCUGUUGUUCAAGUCUCUGCUUCUGCUAGCAUUUCUUUUGAGUCUGUGGUUCGGGCUUCUCUUGCUGUAAAACAAGAAAAGAAGGAACUUCCUUUGCUUGCAGGUAGUUUCUGCCAGAUGCGUGUUAUUACAAAAGUGAUUGUACUGUUCUGUAUUGUUCUGUAUACAAAUUUUAAAUAAAGAGUCAGGGUUUUAAAAA